CGUAAUGUAAUGUCAAUUGUCGUGGUGAAAUCACCGUGUUGACGGUCCGGGAAAGGAAAAUGAGACGACGAUGAACGGCGAGCGAGAUUCGUGACUAUUUCGCGUACUGCGGGAAGAGGACCACGAAGAACGAACGCAAGGAAGAAGAAGCGGGCCGGUCCGGUGGGGCCCCGGCCAUGGGGGAGACAGUAUGUUCUCCGAGCUGUGCAGGGAGACCCUGCGGAAGGCAGCAGUGUGUUACUCUGCUCGUGCAGGAAGUCCAUCACCAUCGCCACCAACGUCUCCGCCGCCAUCACCCGCCAAGGAGGCAAAGACUGCUGCCAACGCUGACCUGGCAAAUGUCCGUGAUGCCAUUCACGAAGGAGUCAGAGACCAUCACCACCACCACCAUCAUUCAGGGACCACCGCCGGAAAGCGAGCGUCGCCGACCGGAAAUACCACCAGCGAGCCCAGAGACCCGGCCUCAGAAAGAUCGGCCUCAACCGAUCGUCCGAACGACUUCAGGGAGUACGUUUACGUCCGAAAGCGACCGGCGAUGCCCACUGACUUCAGCAAACGAUUGCCCGGACUCGAGGCAAGAGAGGGACGACGUAGUGGCACGUGCGGUACCACCGAGUCCAGGGAGUCUCGAUCGGUAUCCCCCGAGAAAGGAACAGGACGUCAACACGAGGACCACCGAGGAAGAGGUGGAAGUGUCGGCAAUGAAUAUGGUAGAUCGGACUCGAGAAUCAGCCGACGAUCCUCAGGAUCGUCGCCCGAACCCGAGGACAACUCCUCAACUUCUGGCGACGAAGCUGGAGCCGCUCCUGAGGAACCUAACCAAAGGUCCAGUUCUGCACACAAUCGCCACUCUCUCACGAAGGAGCAAACGAUGCACUGGUUCGCCCAGAUUGGUGGUGACGACUCUCUCUCUUUGACAGAUGUGAAGCGCCCGCGAAGUCUCUACGACGAGGACUCUCUCGAUGGCGAUCGUCCUUACGACAAUGAAGGACGGGAGUCGACGGGAAGCUCGAAGGAGUUGGACAGGGCGAAGCUCGUCCGUGAGAGGCAGAACGAGGAGCGGCAGCGGAAAUUGGAGGAGCUCAGGCAGCAGGCUCUCGCCGCGCAACGCUUCCGCGAACAGCGUGAGGAAGAGCGACGAAGACGCAUCGAUGAACUCAGAUCGCGUGAUAACGACAGACGAAAUCAAGUCGAAGAGAGAAAACGGCUGAUAUGCGAGGCGGAGCGAGAGAGACGGGAGGCUAUCCUCCGUAAAAAUCAGGAGAGAGAGGCACGCAUCGAGGCAAAGAAGAGGAAUGAGAGGUCGCACAUCGUCUGGGGUACCCGCAGGGCCACCUCCACUACCAAUGUCAUGAUGUUUUCUGCUGCGCAGCCCCUCACUAGGAGAUCCUCCGAGAGAGAGCUGGAUGGCAGCAAGAAACGGGCCACUUCCGCUGGUGGACUCGACCGGAAACCGGGCGAAGAUAUGAGAAUGUCCUCGUCCAUGUACGAGGUGUUCAAUUGGAAUUCUAGCCCCGAUCCCCCCUUAACUCCUGCCAAGCAUAAGAGAGCCAGCCUCUCUCUGCCCCCCACAACUGACAUCUUUGCCGUCGAUGAUAAGUCCGAUAGCGACACUAGGCGUCCCAUGAUUCAGCGGGUUGCCAGUGGUGAUGAUAGCGACGGUGGCACGCCCAGCACCCCGACCUCGGUUUACCUACGUGUGAACAGGAGACGCACCGACCUCAUGCCGACGAUACCGUCCCCGCGCGACGGCCCGCCGUCGACGGCACGCAGCUCCAGCGCCAAGGCCUUCACACGUUCGCCAGGUAGGACUUACUCCAUGUCCAGGCUGGAUCAGCUGGCGCAGCCUAGGAAACGCACGACCGAGCAACAACUCGGCACGUUGGCGGAACAACAGCAAAGCCAGCCUCUGCAGAGCGCUUCUAGCAUGAGUCGCAGCAUGUCGCACUUGGCCGCGCCCGGAGGAGCCAAGAGUCUAAAACGCUCCGAUAACUCGCGUAGCAUGGGCACGCUACCGGGCGCGGCACCUAUGCCCAGACCCACCCGCGCCGAAAGACUACGCCGAAAGGCUCGCGAGUACCAACAGACCCAACAGCAACAAGGUAUCCGCAGCGGCGAAGCGACACCCAACAGCCCGUCCCGACCGCACAGCUCCAUGAGUCAACAGAGCGCCAGCAGCGUGGGCAGCAGUAACGUCAAUCUGCGUACCCGCACGGCCGCGUCGCGCCGACCGCGGCCUGCUUCUAUUGCCGGUACCGGUGUCUCGGUCACAGAGAAACACAAUCUGGUGGACACGAAAUUAACGAAGGAUUCAAAGCCACCACUGCCAAAGGUCCAUAGCACUCCAAAGAAACCUUCUAUACCCAAAGUCGCGGAAGUGAGAAAGCCGACGGAGAAAUUAAUCAAGAACGCCAAGUCAUCACCGCGAAUAACUCCGAAAGCGACACCCCUGCAGAGUCCCGGAGCUGAGCACGCACCACUUAUUCGCGAAACUAACGUGGAGAUCAUAAAGCAGGAUGAGAAUAAAGAGACGCAGAAUGUGAAAUCGGAGGAUAAAAAUGAGGAAAAGAAAGAUCAGGGUAGCGAAAAGACACAGGAAGCGAAUAUUGUCGAAUCUAUAACUAAUAAUACAAAGAUAGCGACAGAACCUGUGUCGACAAGCAAACAAGUCAAAGACGAAACUAAUUUAAUGCAAGAGAAUCUAUCUGGUGCUAUUGCGGAAGAACCGUCGAAAAUCGCCAAAAAGGAAGAGAACAAACAGGAAAAUAAACAGGAGAAGAAAUCGCCGGAGAUGACUGAAAUCAAGCUUGAAGGUGAAAUGGACGAGCAAGUUGACAUGUCAGCUUCAAUGAUCGCGAAAAUCAGAAUCACCACCGAAGAGGAAGCAAAAGCCGCUUUGGCUGAACGUAGAAGAUUAGCUCGAGAACAAGCGGAACGAGAAGCGGAAUUAGAGCGCCAGCGACAGGAAGAAGAAGCACGUCUAGAAGCUGAAAGAUUGCGCGCGGAGGAAGAAGAGCAACGUCGUCUGGAGGAAGAAACUAUACGCUUAGCUAAUGAAGCUCGAGAAGCCGAGGAACAGCGAUUGCAAUUGGCAAUCGAAGAAGCUAAACGUCGUGAGGAAGAAGAUAGAAGAAAAAGAGAAGAGGAAGCUCGCCAGAAACAAGAAAAAGAAGAAGCAGAACGCAAAGCGAGAGAAGAAGCAGAAAAACAACGAAUCGAGAUGGCUGAGAGGCUUAAAAAGGAAGAAGAGGAACGCAACGCUAGACGCAAACGAGUCGAGGCGAUUAUGCUUAGGACUAGAGGCAAAAAUCAAACUAAUACGUCUACCAAGGGAGAAGGCGGUGAUGGCGACAAGCUAAAAGAAGAUAGCCCUACCGACGAGAAUAAACCGAUGCCGGACGGUAAAGGUGACGACGUCAUGACAGCUAGUUUAAUUUCCGAGGCGACUCAGCAAUUUAUCAGCGGCGAACAACGGGCGCAUCACAUAGAAAACAGUGUAUCUGCACCUGAUAUAGUGCACAACGGCACGACACAUAGCAACGGCAUUAACGAAAAUAAAAUUGUAUUGGAUAAUAAUCAGGGUAACGUUGAAGGAGAAUUGAACGGUCAUCAUACGAAUCACGGAAAUGGUAUCAACAGUCAAUCGAUUACGCUGGACAAUGCCACUGUCAAGCAAAACAACGUGACCAACAACCUGUUAGACCUGUCGGACUUCGAUACUCUGAGUAAUAACAGUACCGGCUACGAUACCGGGCCGAUACUCGAACUGACGCCCAAUCUGGCGAAUGAGGAUACCCUCAACUCCAAUCUGAAUCCGGCGGCGAUGCCGUUUACUCCGAUGGGGUUCGUGCCCGCUGCCACUAAUGCCAAUGUUAAUCCGUUCCAGGACAAUUUCAUCAGCAAGCCACAGGAUAACAAUCAAGUACCAGAUCUACUAUCAUAAGGUGUCUCUUAAACGUUCCCGGACGAACAGAAAAAGAGCAGUUAGGCAACCGAAUUGCUCAUAGCGAGCGGUAGCAUUCGGAACGAGACGUUGUUGUUUAUGAUAAUGUAAAUAACCGCCGUCGCGCGACGUAUCAUGUGUAAAGGGGAUAUCUCGGUGAAGCGAGAAUGAGGGCGCAAAGACUAUCCCUGUACCUCACAAUCAUGCCGAGCUCUGAGCGUCGUCAUCGGGAAGAAGAAA
Messenger RNA from Trachymyrmex cornetzi, 4183 nucleotides. Its product is annotated as histone-lysine N-methyltransferase, H3 lysine-79 specific. Bases 191 to 3943 code for a protein of 1250 amino acids. NCBI's taxonomy places the organism in Eukaryota, Metazoa, Arthropoda, Insecta, Hymenoptera, Formicidae. The record is from RefSeq and is a predicted model, not a curated record. Gene Ontology annotation, biological process: microtubule cytoskeleton organization. The transcript is spliced from 18 exons. Gene Ontology annotation, cellular component: microtubule cytoskeleton.